AUGGGACGUAAACGUUUAUCAAGCAGUGAUUCAACUACAACGAUAACAAGUAAUUCUCCUAAUAAAUUAAAUAAUUCAUCAGGCGGUGGAAUGCAACAAAGAAAUGCUGCUAAUGCUCGUGAACGUGCUCGAAUGCGUGUAUUAAGUAAAGCAUUUAUUAAACUAAAAACUCAUCUACCAUGGGUUCCACAUGAUACAAAAUUAUCAAAACUUGAUACACUUCGUUUAGCUACAAGUUAUAUUCUUCAUUUAACACAAAUAUUAGAUAAUGAUGAACUACCAAUACAACAAAUAACAACAACACCACCAACUACAACAUCACUUUCAAUUCAAGCACCAAAUAAUUUUAGUUGGCCAUAUUCAUCUUGUCAUCGAGCUUCAUCAUUAUGUUCUAUGAAUAAUCGAUUAUCUGCAUCAUCGAAUAUAAAUAAUAAUUGUUACUCGAAUCAUGAAUAUGAAUAUCAAAUUCAAUCUGAACAUCUUAAUGAUCAUCAAGAGAAUAUUAUUGAAGAAAAACCUCGUUUAUGUUAA
Molecule: messenger RNA, 531 nt
Organism: Adineta steineri
Lineage: Eukaryota; Metazoa; Rotifera; Eurotatoria; Adinetida; Adinetidae
Source: the annotation of a GenBank genome assembly